Messenger RNA from Rhipicephalus microplus (southern cattle tick), 4008 nucleotides. RefSeq names its product glycine dehydrogenase (decarboxylating), mitochondrial. Gene Ontology annotation, biological process: glycine decarboxylation via glycine cleavage system. Lineage: Eukaryota; Metazoa; Arthropoda; Arachnida; Ixodida; Ixodidae. The record is from RefSeq and is a predicted model, not a curated record. Gene Ontology annotation, cellular component: glycine cleavage complex; mitochondrion. Gene Ontology annotation, molecular function: glycine dehydrogenase (decarboxylating) activity; lyase activity; glycine binding.
GCGCGCUGAUUAGCGGCCGGUCCAUCUUAUCGCGAGCGCGCCUCCUACGUCGUCCCUUGUUGUCGACUCCGCCGCGUCCAGCCGUCGAUCGGGCAGCGUCGAGCGAAAGACGCCGACGACCUCUCCGCCGCGAAGUCCUUUGCCUCGUGACCGCGGCUACUCGUCGACGAUGCAUCGGUUACCCCGGAUUUCGGCGUCGUGCGCGCUGGACUUGCUGGCCCGACGACUCGGCGAGACGAACCGCCGUCUGCUGCAGCGGGCAAAGUCGUCGACGCCGGCGCUGGAUCGUCUGCUGACAAGUCAUGACGACUUCUGCAGCCGGCACGUGGGACCCAGGGCCAAGGACCAGAAGGUCAUGCUGGACUACCUGGGACUGAAGAACAUCGAAGAGCUGGUCGACAAGACGGUUCCAUCAGGCAUCCGACUCAACCGGGACAUGAAAUUGGACCCACCUCUCAGCGAGGAGGAGCUGAUGGAGCGGGCCCGCCAGCUGGCCUCCGAGAAUGCCCAGUGGCGCUCGUACAUCGGCAUGGGCUACUACGGCUGCCUGCCGCCGGCCACCAUCGUGCGCAACGUGUUCGAGAACCCCGGCUGGACGACGCAGUACACCCCGUACCAAGCCGAGAUCGCGCAGGGUCGCCUCGAGAACCUGCUCAACUACCAGACCAUGGUGGCCGACCUGACCGGUCUGGACCUGGCCAACGCCUCGCUGCUCGACGAAGGCACCGCCGCUGCCGAAGCCAUGGGAGUGUGCACUAGGUUCACGAAAAAGAAGACCAUGCUCGUCUCGGACAAGGUGCACCCUCAGACCCUCGCCGUGGUUCAGACGCGAGCAGAUGCCCUAGAUAUCAACGUGGUUGUGUCCGACUGCGCGAGCAUGGAUUUUUCCAAGGGCGACGUGUGCGGCGUCCUCUUCCAGUACCCGGACACCGAAGGGUCCAUCGAGAAUUUCGAGUCCCUCAUCCAGACCUGCCACGACGCGAAGGCACUGGCGGUGUGCGCCACAGACCUUCUGGCACUGACGGUAAUGCGUCCCCCCGGGGAGCUUGGCGCUGACAUCGCCAUCGGCACCAGCCAGCGUCUCGGGAUUCCCCUCAACUACGGCGGUCCGCACGCUGGCUUCUUCGCGGUGCGAAGCUCUCUCACCAGGCUCAUGCCCGGAAGGGUUGUCGGUGUCACUAGGGACGCGACGGGAGGUCGCGCUUACCGACUGGCCCUGCAGACUCGUGAGCAGCACAUCCGCCGAGACAAGGCGACGAGCAACAUCUGCACGGCGCAGGCGCUGCUGGCCAACAUGUCCGCCCUGUACGCCAUCUACCACGGACCACAGGGACUGCGGGACAUCGCCACCAGGGUGCACAACGCCACGUUGCUACUUGCCAGAGGAGCGGCCACGGCUGGUCAUCACGUGACCCACCCGAGGUUCUUCGAUACCCUGAAGAUCAAGCCGGCCACCUCCCAGGAGGCCAUCAAGAAACGGGCAACAGAGAAGGAAGUCAACUUCCGGUACUUCGCCGAUGGCACGGUUGGUGUUUCGUUGGACGAGACUGUGACGGAGAAGGACCUCGACGACCUGCUCUGGAUAUUUGAGAGUAAAAAAACCGCGGCCCUACUGGCCAGCGACUUGCCCGAGCAGCCACCGGACAGCCUGCUGCACAGUGAGCACAAAAGGACCUCCGAGUUCCUCACGCACCCUGUCUUCAACACGUAUCACUCUGAGACCCAAAUCGUGCGAUUUAUGAAGCAGCUUGAGAAUAAGGACAUCUCACUCGUCCAUUCGAUGAUCCCUUUGGGAUCUUGUACCAUGAAGCUCAACAGUACAGUCGAAAUGAUGCCGUGCUCGAUGCCUGGUUUCGCCAACAUCCACCCGUUUGUGCCACUGGAGCAAGCCAAGGGCUACCAACGGCUGUUCGAGGAGCUCGAGCACGACCUGUGCGAGAUCACCGGCUACGACAAGGUGUCUCUGCAGCCCAACAGUGGCGCGCAGGGAGAGUAUGCCGGCCUGAGGGCUAUCUCCUCCUACUUUGCCUCGAAAGGGGAGAAGCACAGGAAGGUGUGUCUGAUCCCGAUGUCUGCGCAUGGCACCAAUCCGGCGAGCGCGCACAUGGCCGGCAUGGCCGUGGAACCAGUGAACAUCAAGAAGGACGGCAGCGUGGACGUCGUCCAUCUCAAGGCCAAGCUCGACCAACAUGGUGAGAAGGUUGCCUGCAUCAUGAUCACCUACCCUUCAACCAACGGUAUCUACGAGGAGACCAUCUGUGAGGUGUGCGACCUGGUGCAUGCUACGGGAGCCCAGGUGUACCUGGACGGCGCCAACAUGAAUGCCCAGGUGGGAAUCUGCCGGCCAGGAGACUACGGCUCAGACGUGUCCCACCUGAACCUGCACAAGACAUUCUGCAUCCCUCACGGUGGAGGGGGACCCGGCAUGGGGCCCAUCGGAGUCAAAGCCCACUUGGCACCAUUCCUGCCCUCUCAUCCCGUGGUGGAUCCGUGGUCGUUGGGUGGUGGUGGCCAGAGCUCUUUCGGCGCCGUGUGCGCCGCCCCGUGGGGUUCGUCGGCCAUCCUGCCCAUUUCGUGGGCCUACAUCAAGAUGAUGGGCUCCCAGGGACUGAGGAGGGCCACAGAGGUGGCCAUGCUCAACGCCAACUACAUGCGAAAGCGGCUAGAGCCACACUACAAGGUGCUGUACAUCGGAAACAAUGGUUUUGUGGCGCACGAGUUCAUUCUGGACAUGAGAGACUUUAAGAAGGCCACCGGUGUCGAAGCCAUGGACAUCGCCAAGAGGCUACAAGACUACGGUUUCCACGCUCCGACGGUGUCCUUCCCCGUGAGCGGUUGCCUGAUGGUGGAGCCGACCGAAUCCGAAGACAAGCAGGAGCUCGACCGCUUCUGCGACGCCAUGAUCUCGAUUCGGCAAGAAAUCCAGGACAUCGAGAAUGGCAAGCUUAGCGUUAAAGCCAACCCCCUGAAGAAUGCGCCACAUCCCCAAAAGAUUGUCAUCAGUUCUACGUGGGACCUGCCUUACACCAGAGAGCAGGCUGCAUUCCCAGCGAAGUUCGUGACGCCAGAGACAAAAAUAUGGCCGACAGUGGGUCGGAUCGACGACAUCUACGGGGACACCAACCUCGUCUGCAGCUGUCCACCCAUGGAGACGUACGAGUCUUUAUAAGUCGCCGCCAAACACCAGACAGUCUGCAACCCCCCUUGGCGGCUUGUUCGCUUGCUUGCGUCGACGCUACGGUACCACACGCGACGUCAUCAUGCGUGACGCACCCAUGCGUCACCAAAAAUAAGUUUUUUCAACGCCUGGUGCGAGCUAUGAGAACCAUGUGAACCGCGAGGCCGUGGGCCCGCCCCCGCAUUGGGUGUGGGCGGGCCCACGCGGGAUACUCCCGCAGGGCGCAAUGCCCACGAAAGUGUUGGAACGCGUCAACGUUUACGCGUUUUGAGCGAAGGGGCUGACUGGACAUGACCACCACGUUGUUGGAGUUCGCGGACUCUAUGAGUAGACUGAUGUUCACUUGUGCUUGACCCUUUUUUUCCGCUGAGUGGUGUUAGUCGGUCUCACUUUUUUUUUUUUACUACCUAAGGUGCAACCGCUCCGUUGCGCCAUUCAGCAAGCUGACUGUUCGUGGAGGACUGCAUCUUUCUUUGCUCAGAACGUUGUAAUUUAAUUAUCAAAGCAGACAGUAAUUGUCAGAUUUGUUCGGGCUGGCGCAUAGAACCAACUAGAGACUGUCAAUACUUACCAGGUGUGCAAAUCUUGGAAUUGUACCGACAUAAUUUUUGUUUUAUGUAGAGAGAGCCAUAUCGCUCUGAGCAUUGUAAAAGUUCUCCCUCUUUUUCUUUUCACGUGGAUUCACUUCAUUUUGUCGCCGCAAUCAGAGUCGUGCCAAUCCAUCCUCACUAUUUUGUGUUCCUUCUUUGAAAGAACAUCUAAGCUCCAAUGUGUGGGCCUUAUCUGUAAAUUAUGUUGUUUCUUGUAUAAAUUAUCUGUGUGACGUCAAA